AAAAUAACUCAACCUAAGCAGAAUAAAACGUCUGGGGGAAAGAAGUCAACUGACGGAAAAUAAAUAAAUCGAAUAAUAUGGUAAUAACGUGGCAGAAAACGCUAAGUGAUAACAAAUAAAAAAAAAUGGAAAACGUGCAAAAAGGAACGAAAACGAAAAAUAAAAUAAAAUAAAAUAAAAUAAAAUCCCCAACAACGCCUCAGAUCCCCGCUCCCCCAGAUCAACGGAGCCUCCUCUCCCCCGGGCAAAAGUCUUGCCAACCGAGGACCUUCGUUUUCCCCACCCCAAAUUUCCAGGCAAAUCUCUCGAUUCUUCUCAGAUCCAGCGCCCCAUGACCACCGAUCCGCUCCCAAAACCCUAAUCCUAAGCCCAUUCCUCCUCCCCGAUUCCUCCCCUCAAACCCUAUUGCCACAAAUCCACCCAAUAUAUCAAGAAUUAGCGAGAAGUGGGGUAUAUAUAGAGAGCUCAAGAAGCGAAUAGAGGCGCCGGAGGCGGGGGCGGCGAGACGAGGGAGGAGAUGAGCGGCAAGGGGAACUCGCCGUCGGCGUCUCUGGUGACGGGGCGGCUGUUCACCGUGGGGCUGGUGACGGCUUGGUACUCGUCCAACAUUGGGGUGCUUUUGCUCAACAAGUAUCUUCUCAGCAACUAUGGAUUCAAGUACCCGAUCUUCCUCACUAUGUGCCACAUGACGUCGUGCUCUCUCCUCAGCUACGUCGCGAUUGCCUGGCUCAAGCUGGUCCCGAUGCAGACCGUGCGGUCCCGGCUUCAGUUCUGGAAGAUCGCGGCGCUGAGUCUCGUCUUCUGUGGAUCUGUCGUCAGCGGCAACGUCUCUCUGCGCUACCUGCCCGUGUCGUUCAACCAGGCGGUCGGGGCGACGACGCCGUUCUUCACGGCGGUGUUCGCCUACAUCAUGACUCUCCGCCGCGAGGCCUGGAUCACCUACGUCACCCUCAUUCCCGUCGUCACCGGUGUCAUCAUUGCCAGCGGGGGUGAGCCAAGUUUCCAUUUAUUUGGUUUUAUCAUGUGCAUUGGUGCAACUGCUGCAAGGGCAUUAAAGUCAGUGUUACAAGGGAUCUUGUUGUCCUCUGAGGGGGAAAAACUGAACUCAAUGAAUCUCCUUCUACACAUGGCUCCAAUAGCAGUUAUUUUCUUACUUCCAGCAACGCUUUUUAUGGAGGAAAAUGUGGUUGGGAUUACAAUAGCACUUGCUAGAGAAGAUAUAAGAAUUAUAUGGUACCUGUUAUUUAAUUCUGCUCUGGCAUAUUUUGUGAAUUUGACCAACUUUUUGGUGACCAAACAUACCAGCGCAUUGACACUCCAGGUUCUUGGAAAUGCCAAAGGUGCUGUGGCUGUGGUAGUUUCAAUUUUAAUAUUCAGGAAUCCUGUAUCAGUGACUGGGAUGCUUGGUUACACCCUCACAGUUAUUGGGGUCAUUCUUUAUAGUGAAGCAAAGAAACGUAACAAGUGAGCAUCUCUGGAACACGGAAUCUGGUGUUCAUUGUCUUAUACGCUGAAAGGCAAUAGCUUUACCAAAAACCUGAGGUUGCGUGGCACGUGCUUGCAACUGAGGCAUGUCUUGCACCCUAUUCUUUACUGGGAACCUGGACAGGGUUUUCGUUUGCAUCCACAAUGAAGACCAGUUAGCUAACAGGGUAGAGAAAAUUUUCAGUAAAUAACAGAUUGGCCGUAAUUAUCCUCUGUGGGGUGGAUGCUCUCCCCAGAUCAUCCGGAUGGAGGAUUGGAUGUUUGUAGUUCUUUGCACAAGGACAGGGUUUUAUUUUACUAAUAUUUUUAUUUGAAUUCUUUUUUCCAAUUUGUUGGUGAGAUGAUCGUUACUUCCAAAAAAUUCUUGAUGUGGUGAGGA
Molecule: messenger RNA, 1864 nt
Organism: Elaeis guineensis (African oil palm)
Lineage: Eukaryota; Viridiplantae; Streptophyta; Magnoliopsida; Arecales; Arecaceae
Product: probable sugar phosphate/phosphate translocator At3g11320
Source: RefSeq, a predicted model, not a curated record